Molecule: messenger RNA, 2862 nt
Organism: Peronospora matthiolae
Lineage: Eukaryota; Oomycota; Peronosporomycetes; Peronosporales; Peronosporaceae
Source: the annotation of a GenBank genome assembly
AUGUCCUCUGCUCAUGAUGCCACCACCAAGAUCUCCAUCGACAAGUUCGACGGCGACAACUACGCGACGUGGAGCCGCUACAUGCGUGGCGUGUUCCUGACCAAGUCGGCGUGGCACGUGGUGAACCAGGAGACGUCGGCGACCUACGCGGACGAUCGCGCCAUGGACGACUACGUCAAGACGAACAACAUUGCGUUCGGCUUGAUGCUGCUGCACAUGAGCGCGGAUUAUCAUCACGUGGUUGAUGACUGUGAAGAGGCGUGGGUCGCGUGGGCGCGUUUGAAGACGCUGUACGGCGGGUCGCAGAAGGCUGUACGCAUCUACUUGAAGCGCCAGAUGUUCAGCAUGGAGAUGGCGGAAGGCGGCAAUGUGAUGCAUCAUUGCAACGAAGUCCUCAACAUCAGCGCGAAGCUCAGCAGCAUCGGCGCCAAGAUGGAGGACGAGGACGUGGCGAUCUGCUUGUUGUGCAGCCUCCCCAAGAGCUACGAGAACGUCGUUCUCAACUUGGAGAUGAGCAGCGCGGAACUGCGAUCGCGAGACGUCGUGAGAGUGCUCACGAAUGAGCUCAUCAAGAGGCAAGGUGACAAGACGACAUCGGUGAAGACUGAAGACGCGGCGAAGGCGUUCACUACCGAGCGUGAACCUCGCCAGUGUACAUACUGCGGAAAAUUGGGGCACACGGCGGAGCGGUGCUGGACCAAGCAGAAGGAUGAAAAUCAAGGUGGAGCUCGACGCGGCGGCAACAAUGCUCGUGGACGCGGAGCCAGCAACGUUCAGUGGCUAACCAACAACAACAACGACGACAACCUCGAUCGAGUUGCGUUCGCGGUUUCGCUGGAGGCUGGACUUUCGACGGGCAAGAAUAUGCCAGGGAUGUGGGCGGUCGACAGCGAUGCAACGCACCACAUCUGCAACGACAAAGCCAAGUUUACAAGCCUGAAUGAGCGAGAGGAAGACGAACUAUCAGUGGCUGAUGGCAGCAAGGCUGCGAUCAAGGGUGUGGGAACCAUCAUGGAACGGGUGGUUCUGCCCAAUGGUGACGAACGUGACAUCAAGAUCAAGGACGCACUGUUCGUACCAAGUAUGAGCAAGAAUCUGCUUUCGGUGCCACAGAUCAACAAGGGUGGCAGGUUCCAAGUCGUGUUCGAUGGAUCCAAGAUGCAAGUGAAGCGCAAGAAUUCCACACAAGUCGUGGCAACAACGGAUCUCGUCGAUGGACUUUACUGGCUGCGGACUCCUCAACGAUCGGCGAAUGCAGCAACACGCAAUGGGACUAUCGACUUGCAUGCGCGCAUGGGUCAUGCACCCCUCGAAGUUCUGCGCAAGAUGGUGGCCACCGGCAUGAUCAAGGACGCCAAGGCACCUCUCAACUCGACUGGUCCAAGUGUGUGUCGCGGUUGCCAGCAAGGAAAGAUGGUCCAAAAACCAUUCCCAACCAACCGUGACAAACGCCAAUAUGGUGUGUUCGAGUUGCUGCACUUCGACAUCUGCGGGCCAAUGGAACAAGUCUCGAUCGGCGGCAGCAGAUACUUACUGCUUGUGAUUGACGAAGCCAGCGGUUGCAUGAAGGGCUUCUGUCUGCGGUCCAAGUCUGAGAGUGAAGACUGUAUCAAGAACCACAUCAUCAAGAUUCAGAAUCAGUUUGGCACCAAGAUCAAGUUUGUUCGGCACGAUGGAGCGCAUGAGUUUGCGACCAACUCCAUCAAGACCUUCUACGAAGAUCAUGGUAUCGAACAACAUAUCACGGUGCCCUAUGCACACCAGACCAACGGCACCGCAGAACGCGCGAUAAGGACCAUCGUCACGAUCGGACGCAGCUUGUUGCAUCAUGCAAAGCUGGAGAAGUGUUUCUGGGCUGAAGCGGCAAUGACGGCGAUCUACAUCAAGAACCGCCUGCCUUCACCCAAGAUCGACCACAAGACUCCGUUCGAGAUCGUGUACAAGUCGAAACCAAGUGUCAAGCACAUGCGCGUGUUUGGAUGUCGGGCGUUUAUCCUGACACCAAGGGAGAAGCGAUUGAAGUGGGACCCGAAGGCUCGUGAAGGGAUGUUCAUGGGCUACGAAGAAGCGUCAAAAGCUUAUCGAGUGUACGACAUUGAGGCGGACCAAGUGGUGAUCAGUCGUGACAUCACCUUCGACGAAUCGACUUUUGACUUUUCGAUGGACCGACCAAGUGACGAUGAUGAAGAUGCGGAGUUGGACCUCGACCUCCUGGCGAUCAACGAGGACGACGUGCGUCAAACCGUCUACAAGCAGACUGGCAAGCGCAAGAGUGAAGCAAGACCCGGCAUGUCACGUUCAGCUCGCCCUCGAACUGGAUUGGAACAAGCAAGUGCGCCGGAACACGUCUCCAACCGUCACCAGAAACGACGAUCAAGUGCUCCAGAAACGAUGUCUGAUGACGAAGAAGAUGCGAGCGUCUACGAUCAAGAUGACGACUCGACACCUCCAACAUUUUGGCGUGCAAGUGCAAACGCAGUGGAAGCAACGGACCUAGCAGAACCUGUGACUUUUCAAGACGCGAUCAAUGGUCCUGAUCAAGCUCACUGGCGAAAUGCUGUGAAGGCGGAACUCAAGUCGAUGCAUCUUCGUGGAGUUUUCCGUGCGGCAAAACUGCCAAGAGGCCAAGGCGCGAUCGGCACCAAGUGGCUGUUCAAGAUCAAGCGCAAAGCGGAUGGAUCGGUCGAGAAAUACAAGGCGCGUCUCGUUGCCAAGGGCUUCAAGCAGAAGUACGGCAUCGACUACACAGAGACGUUCUCGCCCGUGGUCAAGUACGUGACGCUGCGUAUGGUGAUCGCGAUCACCAAGUAUUUCGACUGGCCACUGGACCAACUCGAUGUGGUGACAGCCUUUCUCUACUGA